AUGGGAAACGACCGCAUAUGGAAAGAGAACCUCAAAUGGGAGAAGUAUGGGGACGACUUGGAACUCAGCUUCGAGAGGGUCGGUUGGAUAAGAAUAAUGGGGUUGCCAUUAAAACUCUGGGGAGACCAUAACUUUGUUACAAUCACUGGUCGAUAUGGGAAAACAAUUUCCCCUUUCGAUGAUGUUUAUCAUCGUGGUGAUUUAUCAUAUGUAAAGGUGGGUAUAUUAACGACGAUGUGUGAUCGGAUUAAUGAGGAGAUUACUAUGGCCACGGAAGAUAAGUUAUUCAAGUCGAUAUCGUAG
Messenger RNA from Lactuca virosa, 303 nucleotides. Lineage: Eukaryota; Viridiplantae; Streptophyta; Magnoliopsida; Asterales; Asteraceae. The record is from the annotation of a GenBank genome assembly.